Molecule: messenger RNA, 1132 nt
Organism: Cuscuta epithymum
Lineage: Eukaryota; Viridiplantae; Streptophyta; Magnoliopsida; Solanales; Convolvulaceae
Source: the annotation of a GenBank genome assembly
UCAAAAAUUAACUUUAACAUACAAUUUCUGAAGUUGGUAGGCUCGACAGGGAAGCUUAUUUAGAACAUAUGGAAUACCUUUAAUCAAUUUUCCCAAAGUACCUAUGUUCAUCAAUUUUACUUGGACAAAUAAGUUAAUAGCGCGCAUUAACUCUUAUUUAUGUACAUACGUAGUAUAUGAAUCGCAGAGUGAUAACAUUUCUAUUUGUUUAGCCAAACACAAUAAUCUUGUGUACUCAAGUACAUGAAUGUAUUUCUCAUGAAUUCAUUUCUGUUAUCAAUAAAGUUUCCACAUAUUGAUGUCAUUACUUUCAUUGAACUCUCUAAGGUAACAGAAUUAGUGCUCAGUGAUUUCACACAGCUUAGUUUCCAUAACUUUCCAUGCACAUAUCAUCCAUCAACAAUCUCUAAUUAGUAACUGCAAUGGUACGAUUAUGUCUUUUCUCUCUUUCUCUCUAAGAAUGGAUAUGCAAUAAUAUGAUUAAAAUUCAUGUGUGUAUAAAUAUGAUAUCAUCCAUUGUAUGAAUGAGUCAUUUCACAUAUUUUACAAUAUAUCCAUACACCCAUUCAAUCUUGUGCGGUAGCUACUACGGUGUAUUAGGUAGUUCCAAUUGCGGUUUCAUAUUGGGGAAUUGAAGAACAAAAAUGGGGAAGGGGAAGAAUAAUGAUGGUGGACAAGGACAAAGACAAGGAAAUCAAGGUGAAGAAGGGUCAAACGAACAGAACCCAGGGGGGACCAUUGUGUUGGGGGUAUAUAUCCAUUGCCAAGGUUGUGCAGACACGAUCAAAAGCUCACUCAUUGGCUUCGAUGGAGUGGAAUCAAUUCAAGUUGAUGAGAAGAAUCACCGAGCACUUGUUAAAGGGAAGAAAGCAGAUCCUAUAAAGGUUACAGAAAGGUUAAGGAAGAAAAGUGGGAAACAUGUAGAGCUGAUUUCACCUAUUCCCAAGCCCAAGAAACAAGAGAACAAAGAACCUAAAAAAGAAGAGAAGAAGGUGAUUGAGGUUAUAUUGAAAAUAUAUAUGCACUGUGAAAGCUGUGCUAAGGAAGUGAAGCAAUGCAUCCACAAAUUAGAAGGGGUACAAACUGUAGAUGCAGAGAUGAAGACUCAUACAGUAAGAGUAAAGGGUACCAU